CGAGUCGGCUGGGAAUCGCAAUCGACCAACCCAAAUUUCCCCGAGUGAACAAUCGACGGAGGUCGUCGGUAAUAUCCGGAGGUUGAACUUACAUCGCGGAGCAAUAUUAUGGGAUGCAAUUACUUCGUACAUUAUGGGAUGUUUCUACAUGUUGUACGCGGCGUGGUCGACAGCAACCAUUGACAGCAAUUGAACACUCUAACUAUUGUAAGAUGGACACCACUAAGCCAAAGGAUAAAAACAAAGAGAGAAGUGAUACAUCAGACACAUUGAAGAAGAAAAAAGAUGAGCCAUCAGCACACUGCAGUACCAAAUGGAAAACUGACACACAAAAAAGGCCAUUCGAUGACAAGUCGGUUCUUGGCUAUCUACAUAAUACCUCGCCGGUGAAACGUUCGAAAGCAAAUAACCCUUACUUCGAUGCUGAACUCCAGACUGGACCUUCCCAAUACUCACGUGUUGUGUGCUUUAACAAACACCACCACCAAUUCUUCAAGGAGUCUGAAGAAAAACGAAGCCCAAUCAAGCUCAUGAAUAUUGUCACUGCACCAAACUGGCAGGAUAAAAGUAAAACUGAUAUCAAGGUUACGAAAGAUACAACCCUAGAAGCAAACAAGAAAACUCUCGCUUUUAAACCACAGCAGCCACCAGUGAUACAACCGAUAACAACUACGGUUACAGAAUUUGUCCGAAAUAUCCCAUCAACAGAAAAAAAAAAGAUCAAUCUCACAGCUUAUGUCAGCGGUGUCGUCGAAGAGGAAUAUGAAAUAACAUUGAGCUACCGCUCAGAACCCACAAAGAAUAAAGUGUACGCUAUUGCGGACGAGAACACUUCCACGAAACUUACUGCAUGGGCAACGAUUAUCGACAGCAUCCAAGUACACAAUACUUACAAGUUCGAAAACCUGUCGGUGUCUAACUUUAACAUCAAACACUUGCAAACCACCUUCUCCACUAUCGUUACGAAGACCAACAGCAUGGAUAACCCAUGUUUGGACUUGCCAACUACCGAAGAAUUGACAGAACUCACUCAAGCAAAGUGUGAAACAGUACAGUCCGAAAUCGUAAUUUCCUGCAACAGCUGCCAAGCCAGUAUUGAUAUUGAUGACCUGUAUGAUGAUAUGUACAAAUGUAACAGCUGUGGGAUGCGUCAGUUAUCCAAUUCAGUAAUCAAACAAGUAAAAGUUAAACUCAAUUUAUCUGACCAUGGUGUAAAAUACCGUAUCAAUGCCCGCAACCCAGCAUUGUCUGAUUUCAUGAAAUUUCACCAGGCCCCAAUGGACACAACAGAAGAAAUUGACGGAUUCUUCCUCCGAGCUGAGCCCUUCGGGGUAAAAUUCAACACCAAUCUCAUGGCAGUAUCAUUCAGCACAGAGUCUUAAAUCACUUGAAACUUUAAUCACUUGCUAAAAACAAGUCUCCCACUGCCAACUUGAAUACACGGUGACCAGAAACAAUUGCAACCCAUAAAGGUACUUGUCACAUCCACUCCUGAAAAGGUACAUAUGCUUCAUAUUUCAUCUAUAUUGAGCCGCGAUGACAAUACUCUUCUGAAAGUUUCAAUUCCAUCAGUUCAACGGUCUUGUCUGGUCACCCUGUACUUAUGUAGUAUCAUUACAAGUUUAACCAAGUUAACUUCUAUACUUGAUUUAUGAGUAUUAAGUUAUGUCAAUCAUUCAUGUUCGUUUACCCUGUAUUGUUCAAACUUUGUAAAGUCUUGUGUGUUAGUAAAAAGACACCACUUCCUACAUUAUUUCUGUUAAUAAUUUUACUAGUAUUUUUGUUUCUUAAUCAAUAUUUCUAUAUGUGAUUUGCUACAUUGAAAUUCUGAUAACCUGCUGGAGAAAAUCCAUCCAAAUUUGCCAUAGGCCUAUACAGGGUGUCCCAGAAAAAAGUAAACCAAGAUACAUCAGUGUAUUCCUUGGUUAUUGCUAAAUAUUGGAGAAAUCGGAAACCACCAUCUGUUGCAUGAUUCUCUCCUCUUUCGCAUGAUAUCUGAUUUGUCUUCAUCGAUCGUCUAGCACUGAAUACCAAAACCAACCUCGUCAAAAAUGCUCAUACACCACUGACACCUAAAUUCACCUGCUGAAUUUGUGACAAUGAACGACUAAAGCAGAAAUCAGAGACCACUAAGACCACCAUCUGUCACAUAAUUAUUUCCUCUUUUGCGGGACAUCCUGACAUUCAAUUUUAUCUCCAUGGAUGACCAAGCACUGUCUACUGAGACGCACCAUGUCGAAACUGACCUUGCUCCAUUUUUGGCGGAGUCAAUUUUGCAACACUGAAUGGACCAGUACCAAUGUCCUAUUCAAAGCUUUGCUAACAAAUUUAAUUUACCUUUAAAUCUUCCAUUUCAACCUAAUGAAACUUCGACGUUUUCAUUGACAAUUAACUGAUGUUGAUGUAAAAUCAUUUCUGACAUGGUCAGUUUUGGUAGUCAGUGCUGGGUCAUCCAUUACGAUAAAUCAGAUAUGAUGUCAGAGGAGAAAAUUAUAUAACAAAUAGUGGUUUUUCAUUUUUCCCAGUAACCGAGGAAUUUAAGGUGUGACUCAGUUUCCUUUUUUGGAACACCCUCUGUAAUAAAACUUGCAUUUAUCAUUUUUACCCUGUUACUACCAGUCCCGAUUUCAUAAGAAUUACAAAAUAAACAAAAUCAUAGAAAAUUGCUGAAAGCUCACAUCAAGCACUUACAAAUAAUAGCAAUGAGGGAAAAUUCCACUUAUUUUCAUGGUUUUUCCAUUUUUUGGUACUUUUGAUGAAAUCAUCACUGGCAGUUGCAAAGUUACCGUAUUCUCGCACUUUUAACGGCAUGCCAUUAGGUGUGAAAUUGACAAUUUUUUUCCCACUACUUAUUAGAUCACUUUUACCGCCAUGUUGAUAUGAAUAGAUUCAGUUGAAUAAUGUAGACCCUAUGAUGCACUGAAUUUCAUACAUUUGCCGUCCAGUAACUGAUCUUCUCUCUGCAUCAUUUUGUCCAUUCAGCAUUCUGAUUGCUACCAAAGCAAAAUCACUAACUGAAACACCCGUGUGGCCUGAAACAAAGCAACAUCAACAAUAGUUUUAUUAGUCUCCGCCACGGCACGUAGUGGCCGUGAGAGGAGACUCUUGGGUUAGCUAGGAAACUUUCUCGGCAAAAUCAACCUCGGCCUAGGGCGCCGAUGUGCCUAUGCGUGUGUACACGUUGUAGUGCUUGUGGGUGGAUUUCAAUUGUCGCAAUUUUGUCAAGAUUUGACACGAAGUUUCGAGAAAACCGCACAUUGAU
Molecule: messenger RNA, 3262 nt
Organism: Lineus longissimus
Lineage: Eukaryota; Metazoa; Nemertea; Pilidiophora; Heteronemertea; Lineidae
Exons: 5
Coding region: 114-1382 (422 amino acids)
Source: RefSeq, a predicted model, not a curated record